Eucalyptus grandis is the source of this 1326-nucleotide messenger RNA. Its product is annotated as stemmadenine O-acetyltransferase. Lineage: Eukaryota; Viridiplantae; Streptophyta; Magnoliopsida; Myrtales; Myrtaceae. The coding region runs from base 1 to 1326 and encodes 441 amino acids. The record is from RefSeq and is a predicted model, not a curated record. The transcript has a single exon.
AUGGCCAUGAAAGUUGAGGCUGUUUCCGCAGAAAGCAUCAAGCCUUCCUCUCCAACUCCAUCUCACCACAGGGAGUUCAAGUUCUGCCUCCUUGACCAGCUGGCUCCUCCGUUUUACGUUCCAGCCAUCCUGUUCUACUCAGCUCCCGAUGACAAGGCAGCGCUGGACUCUGCCUCGGUGUCAGGAAACUUGAAAACUUCGCUCUCGCAGGCACUUUCCCUCUUCUACCCUCUAGGUGGAAGGGUGAAAGGCAAUGCUGCCAUCGAUUGCAGCGAUGAUGGCGCGCUUUAUUUGGAGGCGAAAGCUCACUUCGAGUUGUCUGAAGUCCUGUCAAACCCUGACAUCAAUCAGCUCCAGAAAUUCCUUCCAUUCUCUCCAUACAGAGUCAUUCCCAACAUUGAGGAACAAGUCAUUUUAGGGGUCCAAUUUACUUUCUUCAACUGUGGUGGUAUCGCGAUCGGCAUUUGUAUCUCUCACAAGAUUGCCGACGGUGCAUCAGUCUCAGCUUUCCUCGCUGCAUGGUCUGAAAUUGCCGUAAAUGGUGUCGACGGCGAAGCCAACCUCAAGACUCCCUUCUUGAAAGCAUCUGAGAUAUUCCCACCAAAGGACAUAAACUUCCAAAUGCCAUCUGGGGUCAUCAGCAGAGAGAAGCUUUUGACCAAGAUGUUUCGUUUCGAUGGCGAGAGCUUGGGCCGUCUCAGGGCCAGGUUUGGCAGUACUGCCCCUACACGCGUUGAGGCUGUGACUGCCCUCAUUUGGAAAUCUGCCGUGGAGGCUGCGGGGAAGAGGCCAGACUGGACCAAGAAGUAUCCCCCAUCAUCAGCAGUGACACAUGUGGUGAACAUCAGAAGCAGGAUAAGGCCCCAACCAUUGCCUGAGAAUGCCUUGGGCAAUCUGUGGCAGUCUGUUGUGGCACCACUGAUAGACACAAACAAGGGUGUUGAAUUGCAGGACUUUGCAGGCAGUCUCAGGAAAUCAAUAAGGGCAAUUGAUGGCGAGUAUUUGAGCGUGCUUCAAGGCGAGAGGGGAUUAGCCAAGGCCUACGAAAGCCUCACGGCGGCACGGAAGUUGGCGGAGUCGUCUGCGGGAAAGAUGGAGCUCUACGGAUUCAGCAGUUGGGUGAAGUUUCCUUUCUACGAGGUGGAUUUCGGCUUGGGAAGGCCCACUUGGGUGUGCACCACCGGUUUACCGAUAGGAAAUAUGGUGUUUUUAAUGGGAACGAGGUGCGGGGACGGGAUCGAAGCUUGGAUCACAUUGCACGAGAACGACAUGAUCGAGUUCGAGCGCAACGAUGAGUUGCUACAGUUCAUUUCGCUGAGCCUGUGA